AAGAAAACCGUCCUGGGGUACAGAAAAACUCAGAACUUUUCGGUUUUCAAACUUAGAAGGCUUUUUAAGUCUCUUGGGCUAUUUGAAAGUGUUGGUACAUACAAUGACGUUUAGUCACCGGUAUUAAGGGAAAUAAAAGCCUUUUUCAAAAUGAAGCUUCCACAGUGUCCAUGCAUUUGGGAAAUACUGUAUUUGAUUUUUUGCAUGUAUGAUUAUACCAUGAGAGACAGGAUUAAUAUAGAAGAUGGCAAGGCAAAUUUCUAAUUAGAGAGAAUAUUAAUUUUCUACAAAAUAAAGUUUGUUCAUCAGUACAAACCUGCUUUCAAAUCAAAUCAGACAUCCUUCGGAAUGUGUUCAGAACCCAAACAUCACGUCAAUGGCAAUAGAACAGUUGAACCUUUCCCAGAGGGAACACAGAUGGCUGUAUUUGGAAUGGGCUGUUUCUGGGGAGCUGAAAGGAAAUUCUGGACCAUGAAAGGAGUAUAUUCAACUCAAGUUGGUUAUGCAGGAGGCUACACUUCUAAUCCUACUUAUAAAGAAGUCUGUUCAGGAAAAACUGGCCACGCAGAAGUAGUCCGAGUGGUGUACCAGCCAGAAAGCAUCAGCUUUGAGGAACUGCUCAAGGUCUUCUGGGAGAAUCAUGACCCGACCCAAGGUAUGCGCCAAGGCAAUGAUCACGGCACUCAGUACCGCUCAGCCAUCUAUCCAACCUCUACCGAGCACAUGGAGGUGGCCCUGAGGUCCAAAGAAGACUACCAGAAGGUUCUUUCGCAGCACGGCUAUGGCCCGAUCACGACCGACAUCCGGGAGGGACAGACCUUCUACUACGCGGAGGAUUACCACCAGCAGUACCUGAGCAAGAACCCCGACGGGUACUGCGGCCUCGGGGGCACUGGAGUGUCCUGUCCACUGGGAGUUAAAAAGUAAUUUCUCCCCAUAUGGUCAGCCUUUGAAGUCACAGCCAAAAUGCUUUCAACAAAUUGGGCAAUGCUUUUGUGGUUCAGGUCAGUGGCUUUUUGAAGUGCACAAAGCACAGAGGCAUUCAGGAAAAUCUGGUUUAAUGAGGUCUAAUCACAUGAAAUGCAAUGGCAAGUUGAUAACAUGCAGUUUAUCUUGUACUAAGUCAUGGUGGGAUUUGAUCGCUUGGGGUCUGAAUGAGGAUAAUGAAUAAUCUGCCCCCCCUUCUUGGGCCUGGGUGCCUGCCGCGGAAGCUGAGGAAGGAAGCCGGGGGAUUGUCAGAGAGGGUAAGGCAAUUUGGACAUGGGAACUGUGCCCUGUCCCACCUCGCAUGCCCUCCUGCCCUCCAGUGCCUUAAAAUCUGCAAACGUUUAUAGCCUCAAUGAAUCAUUCACUGCAAUACUUUGCUCUGCUGAUCCUAGAUGUGCAAGGGGCUUUCUCUCCUUUUCAGCCCUCCUGGGACAGAGAAAAGAUGUGAGUUAGCUUCGUGAAGUCUAAUGCUUUGCUUACAGCUACGGGAAAUUCUUGUUCUAAUAAAGUCCGCAGUCUAAUACAAA
Messenger RNA from Ailuropoda melanoleuca (giant panda), 1514 nucleotides. RefSeq names its product methionine sulfoxide reductase A (gene MSRA). Bases 349 to 927 code for a protein of 192 amino acids. Gene Ontology annotation, biological process: cellular response to oxidative stress. Gene Ontology annotation, cellular component: cytoplasm. The transcript has 6 exons. Gene Ontology annotation, molecular function: peptide-methionine (S)-S-oxide reductase activity. Lineage: Eukaryota; Metazoa; Chordata; Mammalia; Carnivora; Ursidae. The record is from RefSeq and is a predicted model, not a curated record.